AACAAAAUGACAGAACAACAAUAGGAGUGAAAGUAUUCAUGUUAAAAGUAUCAAAAAAUAAGUAAAGAAUUCAGAAGAAAAUGUCUGUCUGUGUGUUUUCAGCUAAUUUCGUGAACAAGUACUGCGAGUUGGAUCCGAUCGGCAAGGGAGGCUUCGGCUCAGUGCGCGCUGGCUUCCGUAAAGCAGACCAUCAACCAGUUGCCAUCAAGCACAUUCCCAUCAGGGCUGUGAGAUUAGAAAAAGUUAAAUGCAAUGGGAAGGUGUUCGACAUCGUUCUGGAGGUGGCACUCAUGCUGAAAGCCACAGGUCUACCAGGAUCCAUUGGACAAUCCACUGCUGUGUCUCUUCUGGACUGGUAUGAUCUGGGCCACGAGAUAAUACUGGUCAUGGAAAGACCGGAGAACUGCAUGGACCUCCUCAGCUACCUAAAAUCUCGUGGAGGAUACCUGGAUGAACAUGAGGCAAAGAUGAUCCUGAGACAGCUGGUGGACGCAGCCAUCGACAUGCACUCAAAGGGUGUCUUUCACCGGGACAUCAAGUUACAAAACGUCCUGGUGCAGUUGAACGGUGGAGAACCCAAAGUGCGUAUCAUCGACUUCGGCUGUGGCAGCUUCUCCACUGAGGCGUCUUUCACUACUUUUUGUGGUACCCGUGCAUACUUCCCUCCCGAGUGGUUUGACUGUGAGAAAUACAGGGCCUGUCCCACCACUGUUUGGCAGCUUGGAGCGCUAUUUUAUACAUUGCUGUGUGGACAUAGGACCUUUAGCACCAUGAGCUUCAUGAGCAAACACGUUCAGUUCGACAGAGCACUGUCCAAUGAGGUCAAGAUCUUGGUGUAUAUGUGUCUGACCAGAGACCCUGAGUUGCGAGCCACUCUGAAGGAGCUACAGAUGCGCUCUGCGCUCAACUAAGUAUCCGCAUAGUCUCACUGCAGGACACACAGCAGUGUUGAUUAUGACAUGUCAUGACGUAGUCCUGUAAUGUCCAUUGUUUGCUCUGAAUUCUGUUACCUCUCUGUCUCUUCCAGCUGCAGGACAAACCUUGGAGCCCACCUCACAACUGUCAGCUGUGUGCCCUGCUGGAUCCUCCCACCCACAUGAAGAAACCUGGACAGAAAGAAAAGGACAACACAAAUGAAAAUAUUCAUUUCUACAAUACGGAUACUGGAAUUUUCCCCAUCUCGAUGUCCUGUGUAAGGCCCAGCCGUCUGUGUAGAGGGGAUCUCUCUUUGAAUUGCCUCUUCCGAGGUUUCUUCCCAAUUUCCAUACCUGCUGAGGAUUUUGGGGAGUUGUUCCUCGUCUUCUCAGAGAGCUUGGGCUGGGUCAGGAACCAGUGGUGUUGUUGGACUGAAAACACCAGAGGUGGGACUAAAUCACGUCUUGGAAGUCACAAGAAAGAAUGUCUCAAGUUAUUGCACUCAUGUCCCAGGUCAAGAAAGCCAAGUCAAGUCAACUUUGAUUUUACGGUACUGAAAAACUCGUAAUGGACUGUUCAAUUUGUCAUGUGCAACCUCAACUGUCAAAUAAAGUAAGAAGCUUCUCCAUCACUGAUUGUAAUUUUUGAAGAGCACUAUUUUCACUGCAGUCUAAAAUCAUCACAUUUGUGACCUGAGUCUGACUCAGUUUCAAGUUAUGUGACCUGAGGGCACAUCUCUGAAGAACACUGUAUCUGAUGUUGUACUGUACUGCAAAUAAAUGAAUCAUCAUUUGACCUGCUGCAAUGGUCUGAAUUUUCCCCAAAAUAUUCAGGUAAAACAUCAGUGCUUUAAGGUGAUGAAUGGUAUACAGAUGACUCAUUUGUGGGAUGCUUACAUUUACAUGUAGGACUUGCAAAAUACAAAG
Molecule: messenger RNA, 1841 nt
Organism: Scatophagus argus
Lineage: Eukaryota; Metazoa; Chordata; Actinopteri; Scatophagidae
Product: serine/threonine-protein kinase pim-2-like
Exons: 6
Coding region: 81-911 (276 amino acids)
Biological process (GO): regulation of mitotic cell cycle; protein autophosphorylation; negative regulation of apoptotic process
Cellular component (GO): cytoplasm
Molecular function (GO): ATP binding; protein serine/threonine kinase activity
Source: RefSeq, a predicted model, not a curated record